Iphiclides podalirius (scarce swallowtail) is the source of this 354-nucleotide messenger RNA. NCBI's taxonomy places the organism in Eukaryota, Metazoa, Arthropoda, Insecta, Lepidoptera, Papilionidae. The record is from the annotation of a GenBank genome assembly.
AUGAGGAAGGAUUACAAAGACAAAGUGCAAAACUGUCGUAAUAUACUUCUAAACAAAUUUCGAGGACCAGUUGGUGAAACUGAACUUCGUGAUACUUUAGCUACAAUAUAUAAAAGCAUGAUUAAUUUAUCUUCAUUUGAUGAUAUGGAUGAAGAAGAGGGUAAAGUGCUAGAGGAAAUUAAAAGUGAACUUAUUGAGGAAGAAAUGCAAUGGUUAAUUGAAGAAUAUGAGAAAUCACAAAUGGAUAAAUUUGACUGGUCUAUUUUACAACAAGAAAAUGUUAUAUGUCCAAUAUGCCAAAAGACAAAUUUUAAAUGUGAUGCUGGAUUAGUCGGUUACAUGCAGCUUGUGUUG